ACCUAUCUUAAUGGAGAAACCUGAUGUGGUUGUGGGGACCCCGUCUCGUAUUCUGGCCCACCUUAAGGCCCAGAACCUGGUCCUGCACUCGUCCCUGGAGAUGCUGGUUGUGGACGAGGCUGACCUGGUCUUCUCUUUUGGUUUUGAGGCUGACCUGAAGAACUUGUUGUGCCAUUUACCAAAGAUCUACCAGUCCUUUCUCAUGUCGGCUACUUUCACUGAGGACGUCCAGGCCUUGAAGGAGCUGCUGCUGCACAACCCUGUGAUCCUGAAGCUUCAGGGCUCCCAGCUCCCAGACAGCAGCCAGCUGCAGCAGUACACCAUCAGGUGUGAGGAGGAAGAUAAGUUCCUGCUCAUCUACACUCUGCUGAAGCUGCAGCUGGUUCAGGGAAAGACGCUGCUGUUCGUGGGAACCGUCGACGGAUGCUACAGGCUCAAACUGUUCCUGGAACAGUUUGGGAUCCCCGCCUGCGUCCUCAACUCCGAGCUCCCCGUUCAGUCCCGGUGUCACAUCAUCACCCAGUUUAACCAAGGCUUUUAUGACAUCAUCAUCGCCGCAGACGAGCAGAGUCUGUCUGACCCUGCUGCUUCAGCACAGACAGAUUCAGGACAGAAGAAGAAGAAGAAGAGGAAGACAAAGAAAGGAGGAAAGGCUCAGGAUGCGGAGUACGGCGUCUCCCGAGGUGUUGAUUUCCAAAAUGUUUCCAACGUCAUCAACUUUGAUUUCCCUACGAGCGUGGACUCCUACAUUCACCGAGUCGGAAGAACAGCGAGAGCAGACAACCAAGGAACCGCCUUGUCUUUCAUCUCUCAAACUGAGCUGGAUCUGUUUCAGGAGGUGGACGAGGCUCUCAGCGGAGAUAAUGUUGAAUCUGUUCUGAAACCUUAUGAGUUUAAAAUGGAGGAGAUUGAAGGCUUCAGGUACAGGUGCAGGGAUGCGAUGCGAGCCGUGACGAAGCAGGCUGUGAAGGAGGCCAGACUGAAAGAGAUCAAACAAGAACUGCUGAACUCAGAGAAACUGAAGACGUAUUUUGAAGACAACCCCAGAGAUUUCCAGCUGCUCCGACACGACAAAGACCUUCAUCCUGCUGUCGUCAAGCCUCAUCUGAAGAAUGUACCGGACUAUCUCAAAGACCUCCUCGAGAAGAAACCCGCUGAAAAGUUUCCGCUAUUUUGGACAGAAAAAGAGAGGAUCCAAAGCUUCAUCAUAGAUGCUGGACAACAGGUGGAUGUUGGACAUUAGAGACAGACUUCAGGAAUAUGAACUGGGUCCAGCUGUUGGUCCACAUGAGACUCUAGGAGUCUCUUAUUGAGACUCUUCUAAACAGUGAGGAGGUGACGCAGGCCAGCAGACAAAGCCAGACUGGUAAUACUAAUUGAUACGGACAGAAACAGUCUGAGUCUGGGUUCAGUCCAGUCCUUCCAACAGAAUGUCGACAGACCUUUUUAAACAUGUUGAAAUAAUCAUCUAAAUGUGUUGAUUGGGAUGUUUUAUUUUCCUACACUGCCUGUGUAGUUCUAAACAUAAAAUGAUUUUUUUUGUCUUAAAGUAAAUAAAACAAAAUCUGACCUGAAGACUGCUUU
Austrofundulus limnaeus is the source of this 1584-nucleotide messenger RNA. RefSeq names its product DEAD (Asp-Glu-Ala-Asp) box helicase 56 (gene ddx56). Gene Ontology annotation, cellular component: cytosol. The record is from RefSeq and is a predicted model, not a curated record. Gene Ontology annotation, molecular function: ATP binding; nucleic acid binding; RNA helicase activity. NCBI's taxonomy places the organism in Eukaryota, Metazoa, Chordata, Actinopteri, Cyprinodontiformes, Rivulidae.